CUCCUUCUUCCCCACAUGAAUAUUUUAACUUUCUGCACUUUGUCUUCUUCCUGCCUCCUUCAGUCUUACAUGGAGGAUCACCUGAAGAACAAAGACCGCCUGGCGAAGGAAUGGGAGGCUCUGUGUGCUUAUCAGGCUGAGCCCAACGCAACCGCCACCGGCCUGAAGAACGGCAAUGCAAAGAAGAACCGCUCCACUGCUGUGGUGGCAUAUGAUCACUCCAGAAUCACCUUGAAGGUGGAGAACAGCCAAGCCAACUCCGACUACAUCAAUGCCAGCCCAGUAAUGGAUCAUGAUCCCAGGAACCCGGCUUACAUCGCCACUCAGGGUCCCCUGCCCUCCACUGUGGCUGAUUUCUGGCAGAUGGUGUGGGAGAACGGCUGUGUGGUCAUCGUCAUGCUGACUCCUCUGGUGGAGAACGGGGUGAAGCAGUGCUACCACUACUGGCCCGACGAAGGAUCCAACUUGUACCACAUCUACGAGGUGAACCUCGUGUCUGAACACAUCUGGUGCGAUGAUUUUCUGGUCCGGAGCUUCUACCUGAAGAACAUGCAGACCAACGAGACGCGCACCGUCACUCAGUUCCACUUCCUGACCUGGCUCAACCAGAACGUCCCGGAGACCAGCCGGACCCUCCUCGACUUCCGCAGGAAAGUUAAUAAGUGCUACCGGGGUCGCUCAUGUCCCAUCAUAGUCCACUGCAGUGACGGUGCAGGAAGAACUGGGACCUACAUCCUGAUCGACAUGGUCCUCAACAGGAUGGCUAAAGGUGCCAAGGAGAUUGAUAUUGCAGCCACUCUGGAGCACCUGCGGGACCAGAGGCCAGGAAUGGUCCAGACCAAGGAUCAGUUUGAAUUUGCGUUGACGACCGUGGCUGAAGAGGUGAACGUGAUCCUGAAGGCUCUUCCUCAGUAGAACGAAGACGCUUCCUGCUGGAGAAUCGCUCCUGUUGUCCAGUUAUUCCCUGUCUUGUUAUUUUGAAGUUUUAAUUCUCCAGCUGUCCGUUAAUCUUGUCAAUUUUCUCGUCUUCGUCUCAUUAGAGUUCCUCUCUUUAUCCAUGUCCAUGUGGGUUUUUUUCUGUUUUGUCACAUUUUUCCAUAUUUUCUUGUCCAAACACCAUUUUGGUCUCCCAGCUCAUUUUCUCCUCUCCAUUUAAAUAUCGUCUUCUGGACAUUGUGGCCUGAAGGCUCUGAAUCCGUCCUGUACAUAGCUGGACUCUCCUUCUGUUGUCCUACAGCUUAUUUUCCAAAGUGACUCAGCAAAUUAGCACAUUUUGAUUGGCUGAUGUCUCAGAUUCAAUGUAUCAGUUUUGUGUUUGAUCAUGAGGAACCUCAUCAGUUGGGCGUAACAAGGUUUGGCAACAUAAUCCAACAAAAGUUGAGCUUUGUUUAUAAAAUUAGGAUAUUUUGUACAAAUAAAACAUGUGCUGGUUUUGGUCAGAAUAACUGAUUUCUGUCAAAUGGUAGUAAAUUGGCUCUUUGUUAUUUGCCAAACCUGAAUGUUAGACUGAACAUUGUGCAUCAGUAACUGUCAUGUUUGGUCUGAUUUUCAGUGCCAUGCUCAUGUUUCCAUGCAGUAUCUUAUAGAGCUGCAGUAACUUCAGUGUUGCUCAGUGGGUACAACUGAUUUCUCCUCCAGUUAAAGCUCCUUUCAUUUCACUGGGAUUAUAAUUUAGAAAACGAAACACGAUUCUAAUGUUAGAAAUGUGUUAUGAUUAUUUCGUUGUGGUAUUUCUAGUGUGAGCAAUGUUGUGUUUCUUCAACCUGAACUGAUAUCUUGUGUUCAACCAAUGUUGUGGCUCGUCAGUGAAGUUACACUCAUGUUUGCCUUAACAGAAAUAUUGUAGGAAGUCUGUAAAAAGCCACUUAGGUUGGUAAACCUACAUUUAAAUUGCCCUUAUUCCAAUUGAUUAUGGGUUAUUUGUGCUCAAUAUGACUGAAAAUGACGUAAAUGUAUUUUUGUUCUUGUGACUGUAUCAAAUAUCUGGGGUAAGGGGCAGAUAGUGGGUUUUAAAUGAGUGAAUUUAUUAUAAAAUGGUUUAGUUUUGCUUCUCCACAGAUCUUAUAUGUAGCAUAAAUGGAUGAUUUGUAAAUAUGCAGUAGCAGAAUCUGUUUUCCCUUAAAUGCAUCCUAAAAUUGUUUUGCUGAUGCUGUAAAUUAAAAAAAAAAAAAAAAAGCACAAGAAACCA
This is a messenger RNA of Poecilia reticulata (guppy), 2188 nucleotides long. The record is from RefSeq and is a predicted model, not a curated record. Lineage: Eukaryota; Metazoa; Chordata; Actinopteri; Cyprinodontiformes; Poeciliidae.